GACACUACGUUGGUACUUUCUGAAGCAGACAACAUUCAUGUUAAUUCAACGUUCUGCGAAAAUUUCCCGCGAUUUUAUGAUUUUUGUGCCCUGUCAUAUUCUUCUAUUGUUUAUUUUAAAGCUUUGAACAAUCUUCAUUACGAUCAACAUGAUGUUUAUGAAACAAUGCCUCCCAAAACCUGUACCUGGAGAGCUUCUCAAGAAAAGUGCUGUACUAAAGCCACUUUUUGCCAAAUCAAAUGCUGAUAAAAAUUGGUUUCUUUAUUCCACUGCUAAACUGUCAACAUCAGUUGCUGUCAAUUCUAGCUUGCAACCUGUUUUAAUGAACUUCUCUGCAUAUGAAGAAAAGAAAGAUCCUGGUGGUAAUGCCAGGGUCCUACUCAUCAUGCAUGGCAUGAUGGGCUCUAAAAGUAAUUGGAAUUCUUUAUCAAAAGUGCUUAAUGCCAAAACUUCAUUCAAAGUAAUUGCGGUUGAUGCACGCAAUCAUGGAGACAGUCCACAUUCACCAGAGCACACUUAUGAACAUUUGGUAGAAGACAUCAGACAUCUUAUGGGCAACCUUGGCAUUAAAAAAGCUUCUUUUAUUGGACAUUCAAUGGGAGGGAGAGCUAUGAUGAAGGCAGCCCUCAAAUAUCCAGAACUUGUUGAAAAAUUAGUUGUUGUGGACAUUUCACCAAUUGGUACUAGUCCUCAGUUAAUGACCAUGGGUAAAUACUUCAAUGCUAUGAAAUCCAUUCGACUUCAACCCAAUAUACCCCUGUCAGUAGCUCGUAAGAAUGCCGAUCAACAACUUUCUUCAACUAUCAGUGAUAAACCUUUACGGGACUUUCUUAUAAUGAAUUUAAUUGAAGCUGAAAAGGGGAAAUAUACGUGGAAAAUCAAUCUAGAUGCACUGGCUAACAAUUUUAUGACCAAAAUUGCCACUUUUCCUAAAAUUAAUAGUACUUUUGAAGGACCAACAUUAUUCAUUGGUGGUACCAAGUCUGACUACCUAAAUCCUGAAGAGGAGCCCGAGAUUAGAAAAAUAUUUCCUGCAGCCCAAUUUGCUUAUGUUCAGGAUGCUGGACAUUUAGUUCACGUUGAAAAGCCAGCUGAAUUUUUAUCUUUGACAAUUCAAUUUUUAUUACAAAGUCAUUAAAGGGCAAAUUUUUGAUCGCUAACAUUGUUAACAUCUAGUUUCGUUUAGAAUUAGCUAUACAACAACAUUGAAGGAGCUGAAAAUAUAUAUAAGUCUGUGGUAGACUCGAAGGUGGCUUGUUAUGUACUCCAUCUUAAUGUUUAGUCGGAAAAUGUUUUCUCGUCUGCGGAUCAUUAUGUUAAAGAAAGCUAUAUUUUUGAA
Thrips palmi is the source of this 1339-nucleotide messenger RNA. Its product is annotated as protein ABHD11-like. Bases 149 to 1138 code for a protein of 329 amino acids. The record is from RefSeq and is a predicted model, not a curated record. Gene Ontology annotation, cellular component: mitochondrion. NCBI's taxonomy places the organism in Eukaryota, Metazoa, Arthropoda, Insecta, Thysanoptera, Thripidae. Gene Ontology annotation, molecular function: catalytic activity. The transcript has 4 exons.